Molecule: messenger RNA, 1392 nt
Organism: Blastocystis hominis
Lineage: Eukaryota; Bigyra; Opalinata; Blastocystidae
Exons: 6
Coding region: 1-1392 (463 amino acids)
Biological process (GO): intracellular signal transduction; regulation of MAPK cascade; protein phosphorylation
Molecular function (GO): protein kinase activity; ATP binding
Source: RefSeq, a predicted model, not a curated record
AUGUCUCUUGAAACUGAUCCUGAGCGCGUAUUUGAAAUACUAGAACGAAUGGGAGAAGGCUCCUACGGAUCCGUGUGGAAAGCGAGACAUAUUAAGUCAAAUCGAAUUGUCGCGAUAAAGAUCAUACCUGCUGAUUCGGAGCUGAACGACUUGAUGAAGGAAAUAACGAUUCUAAAGGAAUGCAAUAGCGAUUAUAUUAUCCGUUAUUAUGGAAGCUACUACAAAGAUGGAGAUUUGUGGAUUGUCAUGGAAUUUGGAGAUUGUGGUUCUCUUGCAGAUUCGAUUAACAAGGAGGCCGGGUUUUUCACUGAGCAAGAAAUUCAGUACAUCCUGGCCUCCGUGCUGUUAGGAAUUUCGUAUCUUCAUGCAAACAAGAAGAUCCAUCGAGACAUCAAAGCGGGUAAUAUUCUCUUCACCAAAGAAGGAAAAGCCAAGCUCGCCGACUUUGGCGUGUCUGCCAAGCUCGACACGACCCUCUCCAAGCGCAACACCGUAAUCGGCACUCCCUUCUGGAUGGCUCCUGAAAUCAUCCAGGAAAUUUCCUACAACGGAAAAGCCGACAUUUGGUCCCUCGGCAUUACCGCCAUCGAGCUCGCCGAAGGCGUUCCUCCCUACUCCAACAUCCACCCCAUGCGCGCGAUCUUCAUGAUCCCGAACCGUCCGUCUCCGCGCCUUCGUACCGCGGGAAAAUGGUCCCAAGUCUACGCGGACUUCGUCGCCUGCUGCCUCGAGAAAGACCCCGAGAAGCGUCCCUCGGCCCAAGAAUUGCUGCAAGUGGGUUCUCUGCGUGCUUUUACCUCGCAGCACCGCUUCGUCAAGGACGCGGCGAUCGAACUGCAGGCCUCCAAGAAGGCGCCCGAAGCCAUGCGCCGAUUGGUCGACCGGCUUUUGGCGCGCCGCGCCGACCUCGCGAAGAAGAAGCGCAAAUCCAACCAGGGAACAAAUAAGGUACUUUUUUGGGAGUGCCAAAAAUCAGACCGAUUUCGGGGAUACCGUCGUGUCGCUGAAAGAGGAGCCGGCGGAGUCCGCGGCGGAAUCCAACACCAUGAUCGUGAAGUGCGUUUUUUUGUGUGUCGUCACGCCAGAUCGGAGCCCAGCGGGUAUGUCGCGCCGUCCAAUGAGGGCACUGUGCGGGAAGUCCAUUACCCUCCCGCGCGAAACCCCUAUCGAAUGAAUCCGUCCACUCCCAUCCAGCCGAUCCGUCCGGUCGCACCAAUUUCCGCACCGAUUUCCGCACCAAUUUCCGCACCAAUUUCCGCACCAAUUUCCGCACCAGUUUGGAUGGACUCGGAAGUGAACGUGCAGAGAGGAACGCCGAGGCUGUCGGGAGGGAAUGCGUCGACGCGGCUGGGCGUUUCGCGGCGUAGGGGAGGGGAAUGGCGUGGAGGGUAG